Penicillium taxi is the source of this 1521-nucleotide messenger RNA. Its product is annotated as mannitol dehydrogenase family protein. The transcript has a single exon. Gene Ontology annotation, molecular function: mannitol dehydrogenase activity. The coding region runs from base 1 to 1521 and encodes 506 amino acids. The record is from RefSeq and is a predicted model, not a curated record. Lineage: Eukaryota; Fungi; Ascomycota; Eurotiomycetes; Eurotiales; Aspergillaceae.
AUGGCUCUCAAACUCAGCAACAAGAGCUUGUCGCAGAUUUCGACAGCAGGCGAGUCGAAAGUCAAGGUCCCCACGUAUCAUCGUGGUGCCGAUGUCAAGGAGGGAAUUGUCCAUGUUGGAGUGGGCGGCUUCCACCGAGCUCACCUGGCUGUCUAUGUUGAUAAAUUGAAGCAGAAGAAGGCAGAGAGCGGCGAGAGUUUUAACGAGUGGGCGAUCUGCGGCGUGGGCCUGCAGCCCUUCGACGCCUCCAUGCGCGAUGCCCUAGGAUCGCAGGAUCACCUCUACACCGUCAUCGAGCGUUCAGCUGAAGGCAGCUUUGCCCACGUUGUUGGUAGCAUUAACUCUUACCUCUUUGCUCCCGAUGACCGUGAGGCUGUCAUUGCCAAGAUGGCACACCCUGAUACACACAUUGUGUCGCUCACUAUCACUGAGAGCGGCUACUACUAUAACGAGAACUCCCACGAGCUGCAGAGCGAGCACCCCGAUAUUCAAUUCGACCUCGCCCCAGCUAACCACAACGCCCCCCGCACCACUUUUGGUUUCCUCUACGCUGCCUUGGCCCGGCGCCACCAGGCUGGCCUCAAGCCCUUCACCGUUAUGUCCUGCGACAACAUGCAGAAGAAUGGAUCCAUCACGCGCAACAUGCUCCAAUCGUUUGCGCGCCUGCGCGACCCCGUCGUCGCCAAGUGGAUUACAGAGGAAGGUGCCUUCCCCAAUGCCAUGGUCGACCGUAUUACCCCUCAGACCUCACCUGCCGAUAAGACUGCCCUCGCCGAGAAGUUCGGCAUUGAAGAUUCCUGGCCUGUCGUCACAGAGCCCUUCAUGCAGUGGGUGAUCGAGAAGCAAUUCUCCGAUGGCUACCCGCCAUUCGAAGAGGUCGGUGUCCAGGUUGUGAAGAAUGUGCACGAAGUUGAGCAGUUCGAGAAGCACAAGCUGCGUCUGCUCAACGGCAGCCACUCUGCCAUUGGCUACCCAGGCCAGCUGGCCGGAUUUGAGUACGUGCACGAGGUCAUGCAGAACCCCUUGUUCAGCAAGUUCGUAUGGCAGAUGAUGCAGGAGGAAGUGAAGCCGCUCCUGCCCGAGAUCGAGGGAGUCAGCAUUGACGAAUACUGCAAGACUCUCGUCGUCCGUUUCGAGAACCCUACCAUCAUGGACCAGCUUCCCCGCAUCUGUCUCAACGCCUCUGGCAAGAUCCCUCAGUUCAUCAUGCCCUCGAUUGCCGAGGCUAUCUGGGUCAAGGGUCCCUUCCGUCGCCUGUGCUUCGUCGCGGCUGCAUGGUUCCGUUACGUUAACGGCGUUGACGACAGCGGCAAGACCUUUGUCGUGGAUGACCCUAUGCGUGAGGAGCUCCAGACCAAGGCUCGUGCUGGAGGCACCAACCCGCGUGAGAUGUUGAGCAUUAAGAGCCUGUUCGGAGACGACUUGCGCUCCGACGACCGAUUCCUCGAGACUCUUACUACUGCUAUGGAGGAAAUUGCUCGCGACGGUAUCUUGAAGACGAUGCCAAAGUACGUUGACUAA